Drechmeria coniospora is the source of this 2622-nucleotide messenger RNA. RefSeq names its product diphosphomevalonate decarboxylase. The transcript has 3 exons. NCBI's taxonomy places the organism in Eukaryota, Fungi, Ascomycota, Sordariomycetes, Hypocreales, Ophiocordycipitaceae. The coding region runs from base 1 to 2622 and encodes 873 amino acids. The record is from RefSeq and is a predicted model, not a curated record. Gene Ontology annotation, biological process: isopentenyl diphosphate biosynthetic process, mevalonate pathway. Gene Ontology annotation, molecular function: ATP binding; diphosphomevalonate decarboxylase activity. Gene Ontology annotation, cellular component: cytosol.
AUGGUCAACAAAACCACAAGCGACGAUCCAUCUACCAAAAAUCCAUUCGCUUCAUCGGCCGCAACGUCGGUCCCUAUACCAUCCCUAUACCUAGUCGCUCGGUAUCUGCCGGCCCAGAAGACGCGCCGUCGACUGCCUUCUCAUCCCGCCGGGAAUCGACAUCUCGUAGCCGACGGCGAACCACCCGGGCCUCCAGCUGUUGCCUCCCUCCCGGUCACGACAAUGGCAGCAGACGCAAAGGUCUACCGAGCCACCACAUCGGCUCCCGUAAACAUCGCCGUCGUCAAGUACUGGGGAAAACGCGACACCAAGCUGAACCUGCCGACCAACAGCUCCUUAUCCGUCACGCUCUCCCAAGAUGACCUUCGCACGCUGACGACGGCCUCGUGCGCGACGACGUUUGGCGCCGACAGCCUGACCCUCAACGGCGAACUCUUCGACAUAUCCGGCGCGAGGACGCAGGCCUGCUUCCGCGAGCUGCGUGCCCGACGGGCCAACCUCGAGGCUGCCGACCCGUCACUGCCCAGGCUCUCGGCGAUGCCGCUGAAGAUUGUGUCGGAGAACAACUUCCCCACGGCCGCGGGCCUUGCGUCGUCGGCCGCCGGCUUCGCCGCCCUCGUCCAGGCCGUGGCCAUCCUGUACGAGCUGCCCGACUCGCCGUCGCAGCUCUCCCUCAUCGCCCGCCAGGGCUCCGGCUCCGCCUGCCGCAGUCUCUUCGGCGGCUACGUCGCCUGGAGGAUGGGCAGCAAGCCGGACGGCACCGACUCCAUGGCCGACCUCGUCGCGCCCGCCUCCCACUGGCCCGAAAUGCGCGCCCUCAUCCUCGUCGUCAGCGCCGCCAAGAAGGGCGUCUCGUCGACCUCGGGCAUGCAGCAGACCGUCGCCACCUCUGGUCUCUUCCAGCGGAGGAUAUCCCACGUCGUUCCCGCGAGCAUGGACAGGAUGGAGCAGGCCGUCCGGGGCAAGGACUUUUCCACCUUUGCCGAGGUGACGAUGCGCGAGUCCAACUCCUUCCACGCCUGCUGCGCCGACACCUUUCCGCCCAUCUUUUACAUGAACGACGUCUCCAAGGCCGCCAUCCGCGCCGUCGAGUCCAUCAACGCGCAGGCCGGAAGGACCAUUGCCGCCUACACCUUCGAUGCCGGUCCAAACUGCGUCAUCUACUACCUCAACGAGAACGCCCCGGCCGUCCUGGGCGCCUUCUCCACCGUUCUUGGAAAUGUCACGGGCUGGAAGUCGAGUGACAGUAUCGAUUCCGUCGUCAAGCUGGACGAGGCAACGGCAUGCGCGCUAAAGGACGGCGUCGGAAGGGUCAUCAUGACCUCGGGGGAUGGACAGAAACCGCCACAUGCAGCGGCUCCCACUCGUGGUGCGGUCCGGCCCGUGGCCGGCUGGUUAAGGCUGCUGUUUGAAGUCUUCAUUCCCGUCGGAUUCCCGGCCUCGGUCUCGAGUGACUACGCCGCCUACCAGACGUACGACUCGCUUCAGGCAUUCUUUUCCACCAUCAACUCCCUCUUGGCCAAUCGUGCGUUGCUCGAGGGCUUGGGGGUGGGUGACGCCAACUCGUCCGCCACGUUUGCCAUGAUCCUCACCGUCAUGAAGGACGCGACGUCACGCAUCUCCACCAUCCUCUUCGCCCACCGCUUCGGCCUCAUGAUCGAAGCGGAUGCCAAGACGUAUCGCUUCCUCGCCGACGUCCUCAACGACGCGGCCUUCUUUCUCGAGCUCUACAGCCCCUUCCUGGGCCCCUACGGCAAGGUCGUAGCCCUCUGCACGGGCGAGGCGAUGCGAGCCAUCUGCGGCGUCGCCGCUGGUGCCAGCAAGGCUGCCCUGAGCCUGCAUUUCGCUCGGCGGGACAACCUCUCGGAGCUCAACGCAAAGGAGGCCAGCCAGGAGACGGCUGUCGGUUUGAUCGGCCUCGUCGCCGGCUCCGCCCUCGUCCAGCUGGUGCAGGAUCGCGGAGCGGUCCUCUGCCUGGUGAUUGCGCUGGUCAUGGCCCACCUCUGGAUGAACUACAAGGGAGUGCGAUGCGUUCAGCUGACGACGCUGAACAAGCAGCGGGCAUCGAUGAUCUUUGCGUGCUACCGGAAGCAGGGGGUCGUCCCAUCGCCCCGGCAAGUGGCCGAAGAGGAGCGCAUCCUCUUCUGGAACAACGCAACGACCAACGCCAAGGGCGCGCCCGUCUGUCGAGUCGACUUUGGCAAGAGCUACACGGAUGCCAUGGGCCCCGAAGGCAGCAGGGACAAGGUUGUCGUGGUGGAUGGACCGAUGCACACGAGCUUCAUCCACCCGUACGCCGCCGGCCGGUUGGGCAAGAUCAAGAUCCUGCUCUGGGAGCGUGCCGAGGCCAAGCAUGCCAUCCUCGCCUGGUUCAUGGCGGCGCAAAGGGCCAGCGCAAUGGACGAGAGCAUGCCGCACGGAUAUGGCGGCGAGGAGGGUGCCAGGCAUCGAUGCGAGGCCGACAAGGGACGGCAGGAGAGUGUGAAGCAUCCCGGGGCGCGCGACGAGGCCCUCUGGAGACAGUUGGAGAAGCGAGGCUGGGAUCUCGAGGCGGCGGCGCUGGAGCCCGGUGAUGCCGCGCGGCUUUGCGCCGAUCUGACAGGCAAACAAAAGGCCGAAUGA